Aspergillus heteromorphus CBS 117.55 is the source of this 1896-nucleotide messenger RNA. It is a transcript of the gene sxa2, whose product is annotated as putative pheromone processing carboxypeptidase (Sxa2). Lineage: Eukaryota; Fungi; Ascomycota; Eurotiomycetes; Eurotiales; Aspergillaceae. The coding region runs from base 186 to 1787 and encodes 533 amino acids. The transcript is spliced from 4 exons. The record is from RefSeq and is a predicted model, not a curated record. Gene Ontology annotation, molecular function: serine-type carboxypeptidase activity. Gene Ontology annotation, biological process: proteolysis.
CUUGGAGCUUACGCCGAUAAUCAGAUGUUCCACAAAGCACCAGUCAGCUUAGCGUCGGUGGUCGAUAUUGAUUGCCAUUAGGCAGCAUGAAAUUGGUGGGGAGCAUAUAAACCCGGGUCCCCCAUGCGAACGGCUUGUUAGUGCAAGCUUUCCAGCCCAUCUCCCACCCCUAUAAGCUCUUCAGUAUGCUGUUCCGCAGUCUGCUGUCGACGGCAGUCGUAGCCGUCUCCUUGUGUGCGGACAAUGUCUCCGCCUUGAAGCCUGGCCGAUUCGGUCAAAAGAUCCGCGACGCCCAUGAUGUCGGGAAGCGUGCCUCCAAUGCUGUAAAGCGUUCGGAGUCUAUCCCUGUUGAGGAUUAUCAAUUCCUGACCAACAAGACCAAGCCCUUCCGCGUGGAGAGCCUGCCCGAUGUCCACUUUGACCUUGGGGAGAUGUACUCUGGCUUGAUUCCCCUCGAGAAGGGAAACCUGUCAAGAUCCCUUUUCUUCGUCUUCCAGCCUACAAUUAACGCGCCCGUGGAUGAGAUCACCAUCUGGCUCAACGGUGGCCCUGGAUGCAGCUCCCUCGAAGCCUUCCUUCAGGAGAACGGUCGGUUCCUGUGGCAGCCUGGUACCUUCCAGCCCUUCGAAAACCCAUACUCAUGGGUAAACCUGACUAACGUGCUGUGGGUGGACCAGCCUGUUGGAACGGGCUUUUCUCUGGGCACUCCGACUGCUACCUCGGAGGAGGACGUUGCUGCAGACUUCGUCAAAUUCUUCAAGAACUGGCAGGAGGUCUUCGGCAUCAAGAACUACAGUAUCUACGUCACUGGCGAAAGUUAUGCCGGUCGCUAUGUGCCUUACAUCUCCGGGGCUUUCCUGGACCAGAACGACACGGAACACUUCGACCUCAAGGGCGCAUUGGCCUAUGACCCUUGCAUUGGCCAAUUUGACUACGUGCAGGAGGAAGCCCCCGUCGUUCCGUUCGUGCAGAACAACGCCAACCUUUUCAACUUCAAUGCCAGCUUCAUGGCCGAACUGGAGAGUCUCCACGAAUAUUGCGGCUACAAGGAGUUCAUCGACGAGUACCUCGUCUUCCCUCCCUCCGGUAUCCAGCCACCCAAGUCCAUGAACUGGAGCGACACCACCUGCGAUGUGUUCGACCUUGUCAACGACGCCGCCUUGGACCCUAACCCCUGCUUCAACCCUUACGAGAUCAGCGAGAUGUGCCCCAUCCUCUGGGACGUUCUGGGAUUCCCUUCGGAUAUCAGCUACGUCCCCGCAGGCGCCACCAUCUACUUCGACCGCCCGGACGUUAAGCGCGCUCUGCACGCCCCCAACAUGACCUGGUUGGAGUGCUCGGACGAGAGCGUCUUCGUUGGCGGUGGCGGCGGUGGCGGCCCCGAACAGGAGGGAGAUCUGUCUGCCAACCCCAUCGAGCGCGUCCUGCCGCAGGUCAUCGAGAGAACCAACCGGGUUCUCAUCGGCAACGGCGACUACGACAUGGUCAUCCUGACCAACGGCACCCUGCUGUCGAUCCAGAACAUGACCUGGAACGGCCAGCUCGGGUUCCAGACCCAGCCCAGCACCCCGAUCAACAUCGACAUCCCCGACCUGAUGUACAACGAGGCGUUCAUCGAGAACGGAUACGACCCGCAGGGUGGCCAGGGCAUCAUGGGCAUCCAGCACUACGAGCGCGGUCUCAUGUGGGUCGAGACCUUCCAGAGCGGACACAUGGAGCCCCAGUACCAGCCGCGCGUGUCCUACCGUCACCUGGAGUGGCUCCUGGGUCGCAGAGAGCAUAUCUAAGCUGUACGCUGGAAGCUGUACUAGGAUGUCAGGCGGAAGAGGGAUGUCACGAUGAUAAUGGUUAUGAUCUGUAGAUGGAAUGUAUGUAUGUGAAUGUUCAUGAUGUACG